Messenger RNA from Uloborus diversus, 3249 nucleotides. Its product is annotated as cytoplasmic dynein 1 intermediate chain 2-like. The coding region runs from base 194 to 2212 and encodes 672 amino acids. Gene Ontology annotation, biological process: transport along microtubule. The transcript is spliced from 19 exons. The record is from RefSeq and is a predicted model, not a curated record. Gene Ontology annotation, molecular function: dynein heavy chain binding; dynein light chain binding. Gene Ontology annotation, cellular component: cytoplasmic dynein complex. Lineage: Eukaryota; Metazoa; Arthropoda; Arachnida; Araneae; Uloboridae.
AGUCUGUCACUGAUCACUGUUAUGGUUUGUUGAUCAAUGGUAAAAUUCAUUUUAAAAAUUGAACUCAGUUCCAGAUUUAUCACCAUGAAACCAAUUUCCAAGUUUUGAAAGUAAAUCGCCCUUUUAAAUUUGGAGCAGGACUCUUCUACAUUUUUGAAAUUUUUCCUCUAGUCGAAUCUAUAAAAGUUUGAUAAUGUCUGAUCGCCGGCAAGAGUUGGAAAGGAAAAAGCAGAAGCUUGCUCUUAUCAGAGAAGAGAAAGAAAAGCGUAGAAGAGAGAAAGCAAAAGAGGCAGAGGAGGCUGCAAAAUCUACUGAUAGACCUGAAAAGGAUCUGCGAGCUCAAACGGAAGAACUUUUAGAAAGUUUAGGAAUAUCUUCAAAUGAAUCUCCUAUCUCUCGCCUUGGUUCGUCUCCCCGUUCAGUGACUCCAGAGAUUCGUAGUUCUCCAAUCCCUGACAGUCAGCCAUCAUCCGCUCCUCAAUCCGGUUCUUGGAAUUCAAAAAAGCCAUCUUUAUCUCUGGUUAGUGUUAAUCAAGUUAACAUCCCCCCGAAGGAAAAAGUAAUUUACAACAAACAGACCCAAACUGCUGCUUCAACAAAUAACCAAGAUAGAGAAGCACACCCUUUGGAUUAUUAUGUCAUUCACUGGGAUGAAGAAUGGGAUGAUGAAUUUCAAGUUCUUACAUAUGCUGAUGUACCAGCUGAAGAUGAUAUUGAAGGAUCAUCUCUUACAUCUCAUGACAUGGAUACACCACCUCCAUUGUACACGUCAAGUCAUCAUCAUCCACAUAAAGGACUACCCCACGUUGAAAUGGUUCGACCUGCUCAUGAUAGCGGCAUACCUCCUGGAUCCGAACCUGCAAAAGAAGAAAAGAAGAAAGUUCGUGAACUAAGUGAAGAUGAGAAGAAACAAAUUAUGCUAAGGGAAGAUUUCCAUCAAUUUUUUGAUCGUGCUAGUCGAAUUAUCGAAAGAGCUUUGUAUCAAGAUGUUGAUAUUUUAGUGGAUUAUACUGGUGCUGGAGAAGAACAAGAUGGAGAUGACAAGAGUGGAAUAAAGUUAUCUUUGAAUCGAAUAUUUUUUGAUGACCAUUGGUCUAAAAAUAGAACUGUAACGAGUUUUGACUGGUCAUCACAGUUUCCAGAGUUACUAGUUGCAUCCUACAAUAAUAAUGAAGAGUCUCCUCAUGAUCCUGAUGGAGUUUGUCUGGUCUGGAAUAUGAAAUUCAAAAAGAUGACACCAGAAUACAUAUUUCAUUGUCAGUCAGCAGUGAUGUCAACCUGUUUUGCCAAAUUUCAUCCUAAUCUUGUGUUAGGUGGAACUUAUUCUGGCCAAAUUGUACUUUGGGACAAUAGAAGUAGUAAACGCACUCCUGUUCAAAGAAGUCCCUUGUCAGCUGCAGCUCACACACAUCCUGUUUACUGCAUUCAAGUAGUUGGCACACAAAAUGCUCAUAAUUUGGUUAGCAUUUCAACAGAUGGUAAAUUUUGCACUUGGAGCCUUGACAUGCUUUCUACUCCUCAGGACACUAUGGAACUAUCUCAUCAAAAGCAAUCUCGCCCUGUAUCGGUUACAAGUAUGUCUUUUCCAUCUGGUGAUUUUAACAACUUUGUCGUGGGAAGUGAAGAAGGAACUAUCUAUACAGCUUCAAGACAUGGUACCAAAGCAGGGAUACAUGAAAUUUUUGAAGGACAUCAAGGUCCAAUAACAGGAAUAAGUUCUCACACUGCUCAGGGUCACAUAGAUUUCUCACAUUUGUUUUUGACUUCUUCUAUUGAUUGGACUGUAAAAUUAUGGAGUCUGAAGGACAGCAAGCCUCUCUAUUCAUUUGAAGAUAAUGGGGAUUAUGUUUGCGAUGUUGCUUGGUCUCCCAUUCAUCCUGCCGUUUUCGCUUGUGUUGACGGCAUGGGAAGAUUGGAUAUCUGGAAUUUAAAUAAUGAUACUGAACUUCCGACAGUAAGUGCAACAGUUGAUGGGAAUCCAGCUUUGAACAGGGUUAUUUGGACUCCAUCAGGCCAUCAAGUUGCUGUUGGAAAUGAUUUUGGAAAAGUUUAUGUCUAUGAUGUUGGAGAACAACUUGCAACUCCUAAAAAUGAUGAAUGGUCCAGAUUUGUUUAUACAUUGCAAGAGCUAGAAAAUAAUAAAGCUGAUCAAGAGUUGGAUUCUCUCAGUAAUAUGGCAGGCGGAAAUUCUUAUUUGUUACCCAUACGUUAACCGUAUAAUUUGCCUCUAAGGGACAUUUUAUUUGAAAAUUUCCAUGAAGUGAUUUCUUGCUUUGAAGCAAAAAUUCCUAAAAUAAAAAACAAUUUUCCUUUAGUGUAUUGAAGAACAACAUGUUAAGUUUGUUGGGUGAAAAAUUAUUAUUUUUUUGACUUAAUCCACUUCUUUUGCACUGUAGCAGGAGAUCUUUUUAGCUCCAACCUGCAUGUACACAAUUCUCAUUUCAGGCUGAUGAAUUGAUAUGUUGUUCUUCACUUGCCAUUGCUGAUGUUAUUAUAAAUUACAUUUUGGAAAUUAAUACAUCUUUGUUAUUGUGUUUUGUUUUCUUUAUAGAAUUUAUGCACUAUGUUCUACACUUCGUAUGCCAUAAUUGUUAAAAUGUCAGUUUUUCAUAGUGCAAAUUGAGCUUACACUCGUUACUUAUACCUGCUUUUUUUAAUUUUGAAAGUACAAAUUUCUUUUUUCCCUUCGAAUUUAGCUUUCAAGCCUCCUCUCCAAUUCAUAAUUAAUGCUUGUUUAUGCUAACAUCUUGAAAAUUUCAUCAUAUAUACAUGAACUUUUUAAUUUUUCAAAUGUCAAUAUGAUGAAAGAUUUUUUUUUUUAGAUUGUUUAUACUUUAUAAAAUUUUGCAUUGUCAUAGAAAAUUAUUCCCUACCUAUUUCAUACUUUUUAAUUUAAUACAAAACAGAAUGGAAUUAAAAUUGUAAUAAAUAGUACCUAAUAUAACCUGUGAAAAAAUUAAUAUGUGCCAUAUGAUUUUUUAUAUGUACAUUUGUAGUUAUUAAUCAUAAUCUCACUAUUAAUGUAUGCUUUUGCAAAACAAUUGUAAAUUUAUUAUUUUUUACAAUAAUAAUCUAUGCUAAAAUUCUUAAUUUUUUACUAUGACUACCAUGAAUUGUUUCAGAUGAAAUAAUUUUCAUGGCAAUGUGCUAUAAAAAAUUUCUAUGUAAAAACUAUUUUUAGAAUUGUAUAAAUGUUUUCAUUCCUUGUACAUUUAUUUGUCAAAAAUAAUAAAAUUAAUUUUAUUUAUG